AUGGAAGCUGCUUCUGCCCGCGCGGCGACCCGCGGCGGCUGGGGGGACGUCGGCCGCUUGCCCUCCCAGCUCCUGCGCUUCAUCCAGGGAGCUUGCAGCCCCGAAAACUACGAGCCCAACCUGGCGCUCAAUCUCGAGAUCUCAGACCUCAUCAACAGCAAAAAGGGCAGUGCCCCUCGCGAGGCUGCCACGGCCAUUGUCGGGUUCGUCAACCACCGCAACCCCAAUGUCGCCCUGUUGGCGCUCAGCCUCCUCGACAUUUGUGUCAAAAACUGCGGCUACCCUUUCCAUUUGCAAAUCAGCACAAAGGAGUUCCUCAACGAGCUGGUGCGGAGAUUCCCGGAACGCCCCCCAAUCCGCCCGACCCGUGUCCAGGCGAGGAUUCUUGAGCUGGUGGAGGAGUGGCGCACGACGAUAUGCGAGACGAGCCGCUACAAGGAUGACCUGGGCUUCAUCAGGGACAUGCACCGCCUGCUCAGUUACAAGGGCUACAUGUUCCCGGAGGUGCGCAGGGAAGAUGCUGCCGUUUUGAACCCGAGCGAUAAUCUGAAAUCGGCCGAAGAAAUGGAGGAGGAAGAGCGAGAAGCACAAUCUGCCAAGCUGCAGGAGCUCAUUCGCCGGGGCACACCCGAAGACCUUCAGGAAGCCAAUCGCCUGAUGAAGGUCAUGGCCGGCUACGAUACCAGAUCCAAGACAGACUACCGGGCCAAGGCUGCUGAAGACGUCAGCAAGAUCCAGGCCAAGGCGAGGCUUCUGGAAGAGCGCCUCGCGGCGUUCCGGCCCGGCGACAAGAUGGAAGAUGGCGAUGUAUUCAGCGAGCUUGCUGCCGCCCUGCAAAGCGCCCAGCCCAAGAUCCAAAAGAUGUGCGAAGAGGAGUCGGACGAUCACGAGGCCGUGGCCAGGCUGCUGGAGAUUAACGACAGCAUACAUCGUACGGUUGAGCGCUAUAAGCUCAUGAAGAAGGGCGACCUUGAUGGAGCUGCUAAAGUCGCGGCUGGCGCUCCCCCGCCAUCCCAACCGGGAGGAUCGAGCUCAGCGGCAAACGAGCUGUCACUUAUAGAUUUCGAUGGCGAUGCUACUCAGAACAACGGCACUGAUUCCUCACAGGCCGGCGGAUUGGAAAAUGAUCUCCUCGGCUUGGACAUUAGCGGCCAGUCGAGCACCUUUGGACAGGGCGGCGGCAUUGCCUUGGGAUUUGGAGCGAACCAAAAUAUUCCUGGGCCCGCGCUACUAUCAUCCCUAACUCAGGGGAGCACCGCCAGAGGGGCUGGGCAGAACGACACGCCGCCUCCAUUCUCCCAGUUUGCCUCCUUCACAUCUCCUCCUGCCUCACAGUCCGCCACGCCCCAGCCCAACUACCAGCAGCAGCAAGCACCGCCUCCAGCAGUUUCUAAUGCCUUUGCCUCAUUUUCCACUGGCUCGCCCGCGCCUAAGCCUGCUGCCGUGUCCAACGAUGAUGAUGAAUGGAGCUUUUCUUCCGCGUUGCCAGCGGAACAGCCAGUGCCGGCCAAGCCCAAGGAGCACAAGGGAAUUGCCAGCAACUCCAGCUUAAGAACCGACUUUCUGGCCAAGAGGAGCACUGCCGUUAGCAACUCCAUCAACAUCCUGUUUGCCUUUUCAAACAACACCGCGCAACCUAUUAAUGAGCUUCACUUCCAACUAGCCGUCACAAAGGGCUACGAACUCCAACUCAAACCCCAGACAGGCCGCUCCCUCUCCCCCAAGCAGAGCCGUGGCGUCACCCAAGAAGUCGACGUCUGGCACACCGGCAACAGGAACCAGCGCGUCGACUCCGUCAAGCUACGCUGGCGAGCGUCGUACAAGGUGGGCGAGGAGGUGAAGAAUGAGAUGGGCGAGAUUGCAGAAUUUAGCCUUGCGUAAAUACUUUUACAACCGUAUUUUUUUUAUUAUUUUCCCUCCAACUUUCUACAUUUUUUCAUCAAAAACUUUGACAUAUUAGGAGUGGAGGGGAAGGUUUAAAAAAUGAAGAGAGUUUGUCUAUUUUUUGUCUGUCUGUAUACAGAAGAGUUUUUGCCUGGGACGCUACUAGAGAGAUUCGUUGGGCGGGGGCAUAGCGCUUGAAAGUUUUUGUUUUUCUGCCAUACAUGUCUCUUCGUCAUCAAUAGUAAUUAAAAGAAACAAAAAAAUAUGAAAUG
This is a messenger RNA of Trichoderma virens Gv29-8, 2156 nucleotides long. RefSeq lists its product as uncharacterized. Gene Ontology annotation, molecular function: phosphatidylinositol binding; ubiquitin binding. The record is from RefSeq and is a predicted model, not a curated record. The coding region runs from base 1 to 1881 and encodes 626 amino acids. Gene Ontology annotation, biological process: protein transport to vacuole involved in ubiquitin-dependent protein catabolic process via the multivesicular body sorting pathway; Golgi to endosome transport; Golgi to vacuole transport. Lineage: Eukaryota; Fungi; Ascomycota; Sordariomycetes; Hypocreales; Hypocreaceae. Gene Ontology annotation, cellular component: trans-Golgi network. The transcript has 4 exons.